UUUUUUUGGUUGCUCCUAACGUAUUUAUCUGUCUGGCAUCUCUUUCACAUGAACAAAUAAUACACUACCAAGCUGUCUAUUUACAUAAGCAUGUUCUGCUAAAAGACACUGGAUCCAUCGAAUCAAAGAAAGGGAAUGUUUACACAUCAAGUAGCUUGAUCCAAUAAAAAUACACGAUUACUUUACGUGAGAAGAAGGAACAAGUGACUCGCUUUGUAUUUGUCAUAAAAGGGCGGCCAUUGAAAGGAUUCCCAAUCAACAAGCAAGUGUUUCUCUUCCCUUUUUUUUUCCUUAUCUAAACACAAAACAUGAAUACCAAUUUAGCAGACAUUGUUGAAAAGAUUGCAAGUCAAGGAAAGAAUCCUGAUGUCUCCUUUUUAAAAGAUAAUCCAGAAGCUCAAACAAUGCUUCUUUUAGCCCUUUUAUCUAGCUCCAAUACUACUAACAAUAAUGAUAAGACCAAUAAUCAGCAAACCAACAAUAAUAAUCUCCCUACGCCAUUUGAUACACUUGUAAAUAUAUCUCCUUCUCCUUCUUCUAGCCCUACAAGCUUAUCCAAUAGUUCUAAACCAAAGCGAGUAGGUAGAAAACUAGUGACAAGUGAAGAAGAAGAUUCUGAUAACCCUAAAUCUAAAAGAAAAGCACAAAACCGAGCUGCACAAAGAGCUUUCAGAGAAAGAAAAGAAAAUCAUGUUCGAGUGUUGGAAGAAAGAGUCAAGGAUCUUGAAAAACAGCUUGAUUUACAAAACAAUACAUCUUUAGUUGUAGAAAACGAGCAACUGAAGAAUAUUGUGAAGCGUCUAAAAGAUGAGAAUGCUCGACUUUUGGGCCACACAGCCUCUUUUGACCUUCCACUAUCAAGCCAGACACAAGAUGGCGCAAGGCCGCAGAAAAUUGUUCGAUCUUCUUUUUCAUCCAAUAAUAAUUCGGAUGCAUCACCUGUGUCUCAUUUCGAUAGUCUAAGUAGCAAUUAUUCUACUAAUCAAUCUAGUCUGCCUUCCAAUGCCUUGAUUGAUCACUCUGAACUCUUGGGCUUAUCUGGUGAUCAACUCAAGAGUAGUGAUUAUAGUACUCAAUUGGACGACAUUCUCAAUCAACACAGAUUUCCUUUUACCACAGAUCCUUCUCAGUUUGAUUUCUUCUAUCCACUUCAUACUCAAGAUGCAUUGGAACCCACACCAGAAAAGAAGAACAUAGCUCAAACUUGGGACAAAAUCUCUGAACAUCCUCGCUUUGGUGAAUUUGACAUGGAUUCACUUUGUGAUGAAAUGAAAAGAAGGCUACUUGUGAAGAUACGAUCAGAUAAGAAUUGGAGAAAUAGUGAAUGAAAUUAUCCUGUUGAAUAAAGUAAAAGUAGAAAUACAUUUAUGAACUCAUCAAUGAAAUUCCCAUAAAGAUACAGGCAAGCGAUACAUAAGGACUCAGUCGUUCGCCUACUCGAGCUGCCUUCCAAAAUAACCAAGCACACCAGUCUUGUUCUUGUUCAACAAAGAAGGUGCUUGAGCUUUUACAUAUGUACAAGUGCAAUCAAGAGUAAAAUAACAAGAAGUAACGAUUGAAAGUUGAAGAUGGUACCAUUUGUUUGUAUACGCGUAGAAUA
Molecule: messenger RNA, 1600 nt
Organism: Gilbertella persicaria
Lineage: Eukaryota; Fungi; Mucoromycota; Mucoromycetes; Mucorales; Choanephoraceae
Exons: 7
Coding region: 309-1328 (339 amino acids)
Cellular component (GO): RNA polymerase II transcription regulator complex
Molecular function (GO): DNA-binding transcription activator activity, RNA polymerase II-specific; transcription cis-regulatory region binding
Source: RefSeq, a predicted model, not a curated record